Molecule: messenger RNA, 1797 nt
Organism: Sporothrix brasiliensis 5110
Lineage: Eukaryota; Fungi; Ascomycota; Sordariomycetes; Ophiostomatales; Ophiostomataceae
Product: carboxypeptidase D
Exons: 5
Coding region: 1-1797 (598 amino acids)
Biological process (GO): proteolysis
Molecular function (GO): serine-type carboxypeptidase activity
Source: RefSeq, a predicted model, not a curated record
AUGCGUUGGAUUAACAACCAAGUCUGGCAGCCGUUGCUGCUGACGGCUGCUUUUGCCUCUGUGGCCUCAGCAGGUCGUAGUCUCCGCCACGCCGGCAAGUCGGAUGAUCUUCUGAGCGCUUUUUACGAGCGGCCACCUCUGCACAACACCUUCCUAGACGGCGAAGCUGAAGAUGCUAUCGAGAAACGGGUAGCCAAAGCCCAAUUUUUGAACUCCAACACUUCAAGUUUCUCUGUCAACGGAACCGGUAUCCCGGACGUGAAUUUUGACAUUGGUGAAUCCUACGCCGGGUCUCUCCCCCUGUCCAGCGACCCUAACGACACGAACCAACUCUUUUUUUGGUUCUUCCCUUCAACAAACCCGGACGCAUCGAAGGAAAUCGUGAUCUGGCUGAAUGGAGGAGAAAAUGGUCCGUUUACCUGGCAAAGUGGAACAUAUCUACCAGUCAAGAACAACUGGGCUUGGAACAAACUGUCCCACAUAGUUUACAUUGAGCAGCCUGUCGGCACCGGAUUUUCUGUUGGCAAUGUCACAGCAACUAGUGAGGAAGAUGUGGCCGCUCAGUUCCUCGGGUUCUGGAAGAAUUUCGUGACCACUUUUUCUCUUCAGGGUUACAAGGUCUACGUCACAGGAGAGUCCUACGCUGGAAUGUACUGCCCAUACAUUGCCAGUGCUAUGGUCGAUGCAAAGGACACCACAUACUACAACAUCUCAGGCGUCCUCAUUUACGAUCCUGUCAUCGGCCAAAAUGACAUCCAGGAACCCCUACCCGCGGUCACCUUCGUAGAUUACUGGACGGGUCUGUUCCCCUUUAACGACAGUUUUGUCGCUGACAUUCACUCCCGUGAUGCCGUCUGCGGCUACACCGACUAUCUCAACAAGUACCUGGUUUACCCGCCGGUCGGCCAACAGCCAACUGUCAUCGCGGGCCAAGAGGCUAAUGGAACCACGAAGCGCGACUGUGCGCGGAUUUAUGACGACAUUGUCCAUGCCGCGUUAACUGUUAACCCUUGUUGGGACAUCUAUCAAGUAGCAACGACCUGUCCACUGCCGUGGGAUGUACUUGGUUUCCCUGGAACCGUGCAGUAUCUCCCUUCAGGAGCCAGUCUUUACUUUGAUCGAGACGAUGUCAAAAAAGCCAUCCACGCUCCUAAAAACGUGAACUGGAGCGAGUGCUCAGAAAAAGACGUGUUUGUUGGUGGCAAUGACAACUCCGUGCCAUCCAGUAUCCACGCUCUGCCUAACGUCAUUAAUGCCACCAAGAACGUCAUCAUUGGCCAUGGUGCCCUGGAUUUCGUCCUCAUCGCCAAUGGCACGCUCUUGACAAUUCAGAACAUGACUUGGGGCGGCCAGCUUGGGUUCCAGUCGCCGCCCACGGAGCCCUUGUACGUGCCAUUCCAUGACGAUCCAUCCUUGAGCUCCAUUGCGGGUAGCGGCGUCAUGGGCACCAUCCACUCGGAGCGUGGCCUCACCUACGCCGCAGUCUCGCUGUCUGGCCACAUGGUGCCUCAAUAUGCACCCAGUGUCGCCUACCGCCAUCUGGAGUUUUUGCUGGGUCGCAUUCCAAGCCUGUCGUCGACAGUCAGCUUUACCACGGACAAGAAUGUGACGCAGCCCACCGGCGCCGUUGGCAACGGCAACGCACCCCAGGGAUAUGCUACAGUGAAGAACGGCACGACGUCCAAAAACGACACCGGAGGGGCGAGGACAAACUCUGGCUCUGGUUCUGGGAUGUCGCUCACUACUUGGGCCAGCCUCCUUGUGCUGCCAGCCGGCAUCGCAGCUUUCUUGGUGUAG